ACCACAACUUUCGAUCAGAGAGAGCGUUGAUGUGGCAUGUCGUUCGUGGAGUUAUUACGCGGCCAAACUAACGAUAGCACCGAGUCAUAGGAGCGUUCACCCCUCACAAGGUACACAAAAUACCAUCAUGGAGCGGCUAUAUUACGUCUCGAACAGCAUCGUGGAAGACAUCCACCAGUGCUUCAAGCGGUACGAGAUCGCCACCGGCGACGAAGCAUCGCGAAUGGAAGGUGUCAUUCAAGAGAAGAUCAACGAGCUCGUCGAGAACUGCGAGCGCUUGAGCCUCCUCGUGAACAAGGAGCCUAUGUCGCGCCGACAGCACGCCAAGAUGAGAGUCGACGAGCUCAAGUACGAGUACAGACACCUUCAAGCCGCGCUCGGCAACCUCCAACGCCGUAGGAUGGAACGGGAAGAGGCCCACCAAAACAGGGAAGAACUACUCACUCGCACGUUCGCGCCGAACGACACUAGGGACACGUCCAUCUUCAUUGAUCAGUCGAUUCAGUUCCAUUCCAGGGCACAGGACGCACACCGCAACAUGGACGAUUUGAUAGGAAGCGGGAGUAACAUACUGACCAACCUUCGGGAGCAAAGGACUACGUUGAAAGGGGCGCACCGAAAAAUACUCGACGUGGCGAACACGCUGGGCAUGUCCAACACGGUCAUGCGGCUCAUCGAGAGGCGGACGUACCAGGACAAGUUCAUCCUGUUCGGCGGGAUGCUGGUCACCUGUGUCGUUAUGUUUCUCGUCGUGAAAUACCUGACGUAGGACAACUCAGCUGCGACUUGUGGGUGGACGGUGGAAUUUUGAAGACAGAGCGAUUAAACGUUAUGUGGUAAUUUUUGCGACAUACAAAUAAAUUGCAGGUAUUCCUAGAA
Messenger RNA from Ixodes scapularis (black-legged tick), 879 nucleotides. It is a transcript of the gene Membrin, whose product is annotated as Golgi SNAP receptor complex member 2. The coding region runs from base 128 to 769 and encodes 213 amino acids. The record is from RefSeq and is a predicted model, not a curated record. Lineage: Eukaryota; Metazoa; Arthropoda; Arachnida; Ixodida; Ixodidae. Gene Ontology annotation, molecular function: SNAP receptor activity; SNARE binding. Gene Ontology annotation, biological process: intra-Golgi vesicle-mediated transport; vesicle fusion. Gene Ontology annotation, cellular component: ER to Golgi transport vesicle membrane; late endosome membrane; endoplasmic reticulum membrane. The transcript has a single exon.